AUGGCAGAGAAGCCGGCGGGCCCCGCCUCCAGGUCGAGGAUCCGAGGCGGGCUCGCCGCCUCCGCGCCCUCCUCCAGGAGGGUGGCGUCGAUGGCGUACACCGCGGCCCCGAAUCAGACCAAGAAGGUUCCUGAGCCAAAGGUCGUGAAGCCGACGAGAACCACGCCGGCCAAGAGGCGGCAGCAGCUGGAUCAGGCGCAGAAGCAGAGAGAAGAGCUCGCUGCCUUGCAGGAGCAGCUCAGUGGCCUGCAGGGGAAACUGCUUGAGAAAGAUGACGCUCUGAGGUCCGCCGAGAACUUGAUCGGCCGCAUCAGUGCGGCGAAUGCCGCGGUUGAUGAGUUGAGAAGCCAGCUCUCUGAUAAGGAAUCGCUGGUGGAAUCUACUGGCUCUGAGUUGCAGGAUACAAAGAUUAUGUUGGCCGACAAGCAAGCAGCAUUGGAGAAAUUAGAAUGGGAGGCAAAGGUGUCAAGUACAAAGGUUGAAGAACUCGAAGUUGAUGUUGCCUCUAUGGAUGUCGAAAUCUCUGCUCUGAUGAAGGUAUUCAGGAAAAUAACAGAGAACAGCCGGACCUCUUAUUCCACAGAGAGAUCUGACGAUUCAUCGUUGGAAUGUGAACCAGUUCAGCUCGAUGAUCUGGUAGGUGAUAUUGACAUGGAUAAGAUGGAGCAAGAAAUGUCGGCCUAUGUCACUGCUCUAGCCGCAGCCAAAGACAAUCCUACCGAGGAGUUCCUGAAAGCAGUAACCGAAGCAAGGCUAAGACUCCAAGCAUUUGUGCUCUAACUUGGCUGCCAAACACUGACUGCUCUGUGCCAAGAGUAGCUCUCAUGAUGCUGGGCGCCAGUCAGUGUAUUUUGCCUCUGAUAAUAUGAUAUGCACAUGAGCUGAUAGAGGUAGGCAUUGGGUCUUAUAUUGCAGAGGAUCCGUGUUUGUAUCCUCUCAUUUUGGAUCUGGAAUAUGGUGCCUUUGAUCUUGUUGUUGUAACUCUAUGCCCCCUAUUGACUAUUGAAGUGGAGUAUAUGACUGGGUGGCGUCUUAGUAGAUGUCAACUUGUACCAUUUUAGUGAACAUUUGAUGGUUCACCUGCCUGGAGUUUUAGUGAACAUUUGAUGGUUCAGC
Molecule: messenger RNA, 1116 nt
Organism: Lolium rigidum
Lineage: Eukaryota; Viridiplantae; Streptophyta; Magnoliopsida; Poales; Poaceae
Product: protein MICROTUBULE BINDING PROTEIN 2C-like
Exons: 5
Coding region: 1-780 (259 amino acids)
Biological process (GO): plasmodesmata-mediated intercellular transport
Molecular function (GO): microtubule binding
Source: RefSeq, a predicted model, not a curated record